Messenger RNA from Orbilia oligospora ATCC 24927, 1920 nucleotides. RefSeq lists its product as uncharacterized. The record is from RefSeq and is a predicted model, not a curated record. The coding region runs from base 1 to 1920 and encodes 639 amino acids. The transcript is spliced from 5 exons. NCBI's taxonomy places the organism in Eukaryota, Fungi, Ascomycota, Orbiliomycetes, Orbiliales, Orbiliaceae.
AUGGCUGCCGGUGAAGUCCGGCCCUGGCCGGUUUUCAUGCUAGCAUUUGUCGGCUGUCUUUUGUGUAUAGUCAAUGUUAUCAUCUUGACUGGGGUUGAUGUUAAGGGGAAGAUUUCCAAAAUAGUCUUGCCGAAGGAGGUCAAGAAGGCUUUCCCAUAUUUCGACCCUCCAAAUCUUGUCGACGACAUAGACCUUCCCGACGAACUCGACCAGCAUCCAAUUGUCGCCUUGACGCGCGACCAGCUCAAGAAGUUCGACCGAUAUAAGCGUGCCCAGCCAAAAUCAUUCGCUCAAGUGGUGGAGAAAUACCGUCUGAAAUAUGGCCGACAUCCACCACCAAAUUUCGACGAGUGGUACAAGUUCGCCAAGAAGCGGAAAUGCGUCAACUUCGAUGAUUUCGACCAGAUUAUGGACGACUUACGGCCGUACUGGGGUAUGAAACCUGCGGAUAUCAGAGCUAUGGUCAAGGCUAUGGAUACAGAUCAAAGCAGGGUCUCGAUAUUGAAAGUUAGAGGACAGAAAGUUGCUCAAACUAGCCGGCCAGACGCAUGGCGAGCCUCAGUGUUCGAGAGAAUGCUGGCUGUGGCUGCACCGCUUCUCCCAGAUCUAGAUAUCGCCAUGAACUACCUCGAUGAGCCACGAGUGGUUGCACCGUGGGAGGAAGUACAGGCCAAACUAGCACAGGAAAAAAAGACUAGGGUUCAGCAUCCAGAGACAGUGAACGAGUUUUCGAAAAUUGAUUGGGAUGCUCCAAUAGAUAUUAAGAAUCUUGACCUUGGUUUCUUCGACCAUAGCGGGAAGCCUUAUAUGGAUCUUGCGUCGAAGGCGUGUCCCCCAGAAUCCUAUGCCCGUCGCCCGGAAUUGGAUAUCAAACAUGUCGAGAGCAAGUAUAAGGACCCGGUAGGCGGGUUUAUCCGCAACUUCAACCUUUCGUCCGACCUCUGCACCAUCGGCCCACAUCUCGCAAAUCUACACGGCUUCCUCUUCAGCUCCUCCACCACAAUUGCGACGCAGAAACUCGUCCCAAUCUUUGGAGAAUGCAAGGUCAAUGUGAACAACGACAUCUUAUUCCCAGCAAAUAAAUACUACGACCUCGCUGACCCCCGCUACAUCUACAACGACGAACAAGAUGUUGCAUGGCACGAAAAAACGCCUAAGAUGGUCUGGCGUGGUGUCACCUCAGGUGGCGUUCAGAACCAGGAAAUAUACCACAGACUCCAACGACACCGCUUCGUCGCCCUAACAAAUUCCUCAAAACUUUCGGGGACAGAGGUUACGAUUAUGGAGGCUGUCAGUGAGGACAAUACCAGUGGAGAGUACACACCUACGUUUUUCCAUCCAGCGCACUAUGCGGAUUCAACUAUGGAUGUAGGUUUCUCAGCAAUUGUCUGGUGUGUCCCAGACUGCCAUUUCCUCGACGACAAAUUAUCUGCAAAGCCUUCACUGGAGUUUAAGGAAACUUUCAAAUUCAAGUAUCUGGCAGAUAUCGAUGGGCAUUCUUUCAGUGGUCGUUGGUAUGCGUUCUUGAAGAGUAGAAGUAUGGGUAUUAAGUCUACUAUAUUCAGAGAAUGGCAUGAUCAAAGACUUUUCGAAUGGGUACAUUUUGCGCCGAUGGACAAUCGGUUUGACGAUUUAUACGCACUUAUGACUUAUUUUACCGGAGUAGAAAAGGGGGUUGGCGGUAAAGAUGGAGCAUAUGUCCCAAGACACGAUACCGAGGCAAAGAGGAUUGCGGAUCGGAGUAGGGAGUGGGCGAUGCAGGUUUUGAGGACCGAGGAUAUCGAGAUUUACAUGUUACGUUUACUACUGGAGUACGCUAGGGUUGUGGAUGAUAAUAGGGACAAGAUUGGAUACAGCGGAGACGGCAGUGAAGUUGAUUCUGCCGAUAAUAAUAGACUUGGAUGGCGUUACAGGCUAUGA